AUGUCUGAAGAAACUAACACGACAGACGAUGAGUGGGAUAUUGACAAAACAACAAAAUGUGUUGCUUCAUUAUCUUUACGAAAGCAUUCUUUUAGUACAAAAAUAACAAGAAAACGCAAAUUAUUUUCUAAUAAACAUGUUACAACUGGUGAAAAUAGUGGAUGUCAAAAUGAAGGAGAUAAUUGUAAGGAUGAAGAACCAAUUGAAAAAAUACAUAAAUCAGCAACAUUAAAAAUGCCUAUGAAAUUAAAUGGUGAAUCAACAUCCUAUUUUGAUAUGCAUAAAAAAAGUUUUUUUGACAACGAGUAUUUUAUGGAUGUUGAUAAGCCAUUAGAUUAUGAUUCAGAAAUUUAUCUCACUGAAUAUGAAGGUGAUGCAGAUAGUGAGGAUAUUUUAUCAAAAUAUCCAGUCUCAAAAAAACGAUUUAGGAAGACGGCAUACAUGGUUGAUUAUGAAUCAAGAAAUCACAAGCAUAUACCAGAAGUUCCACGAUCUUUUACAGAAGUCAGACAAGCGUCAUACCAGAAAAAGUUAAUUUAUUUUUUACAAUUUGAUGAAGAUGAUAUUCUUAUACUACCAAGGGAUGCUAAACCGGCGUUGACAAAAAUUUUAACUAAUAAUAUGGCAAAAAGACAACUUAAUGUUAAAUUAAGUGAUAAUCAUUAUAUUAUUACAAAAACAGAGAGUUGUAAACCAAUAUCAAGUUGA
Molecule: messenger RNA, 708 nt
Organism: Strongyloides ratti
Lineage: Eukaryota; Metazoa; Nematoda; Chromadorea; Rhabditida; Strongyloididae
Exons: 1
Coding region: 1-708 (235 amino acids)
Source: RefSeq, a predicted model, not a curated record